Lipotes vexillifer (Yangtze River dolphin) is the source of this 852-nucleotide messenger RNA. RefSeq names its product sterile alpha motif domain containing 10 (gene SAMD10). Gene Ontology annotation, cellular component: cytoplasmic side of plasma membrane. Lineage: Eukaryota; Metazoa; Chordata; Mammalia; Artiodactyla; Lipotidae. Gene Ontology annotation, molecular function: protein binding. Gene Ontology annotation, biological process: cell surface receptor protein tyrosine kinase signaling pathway. The record is from RefSeq and is a predicted model, not a curated record. Bases 1 to 609 code for a protein of 202 amino acids. The transcript has 5 exons.
AUGUUCACGGAGCUGAGGACCAAGCCGAGCCCCCCGCGAGGCCGCGCCGGGGCUGUGCGCGCCGGCUUCGGGGAGCGCCGGGAUGUGGACGCCACUGCCCACUUCAGUUUCUGCCGGACCCUCCUGGAGCACACGGUGUCGGCCGAGAGCAUCCCCUGCCCCCUGCCGCGGACCCCGGGCACCAGCCUCACGUGGCACGACUCCCGCAGCCAGAGGGCAGCUGGCAGCCGGCAGGUCAAGCUCCUUCAGCAGCCCGGCACCGAGGCCCCCCAGGGCCGGCCGUACUCUGACCACGAUGGCCUGUACCACACGAGCCCCUCCCUGGGUGGCCCGGCGAGGCCCGUGGUCCUGUGGAGUCAGCAGGACGUCUGCAAGUGGCUCAAGAGGCAGUGUCCCCACAAUUACCUCAUCUACGUGGAGGCCUUCUCCCAGCACGCCAUCACCGGCCGGGCACUGCUGCGGCUGAACGCGGAGAAGCUGCAACGGAUGGGGCUGGCGCAGGAGGCGCAGCGACAGGAGGUGCUGCAGCAGCUGCUGCGCCUGCAGGUGCGCGAGGAGGGGCGGAGCCUGCAGCUGCUCAGCCAAGCUUCCUUCGGAAACAUGUCCUAGCUGCUGCCUAGGCUUGAACGCCGGACCUCAGCACUGUGACCGGAGCCCCUGACAAGCACGAGGCAGAGCUGGCCGUGCAGCCCCUCUCAGACCCCGCGUGAGGCCCCAGGGGCCAAGCCCAGCCCCAUGGACAGGUGGGACGAGCAUCGCCACCUCCAGCCACCUCUGGCUGUGCACUCCGGGCCGUGCCUGGGAGUGGGCGGGCGGGCAGGCAGGGGCUGCUUGAGUGGGGCCCUUCCUCCC